AUGUAUAUAAAUACUACUCACACCCCAGACAAAAAAAAUUCCUAUUUGAACAAAUUUAAUAAAAAAAGAAUCUAAACAACAGAUAAAGAAAACAAAGUUUAGAAUCUAAGCAAUUUGAGCACAAAUGAUGAUUGCAAAUCUUAUUGUGAUAGUGUUGAUUAUUAUCGACAGGAAAAUCAUGAACUUAAAAAACUAGUUUUUUAGUUGAAAUUUGAAAUGAAAUCCUAAUUAGAAUCAUGUUUGAUAGAGUAGAAACAUAACCUAAAAUCUGUAGUUUAAAAAUAUAAAUCAUUUAUUGACGAGUUGAUGAUUCAAAAAAAUUAGGUUAGUUCAGAGUGUGAUGAAUGGAAGCAAAAAUGCGAAUAACAAUAAUAAAUAAUUGAAUAAUAAAGAUAAUAAAUCUAUAAUCAAUCUUAAGUUAUUCAAUAGAAUUUAUUCACAAUCCAAAAUAUUUAGCAAGAAUUUCAAUAGGAAUUAAUGCAGAACUAAAUGGAAGUGCAAUAAAUAAUGAAUUUGAAAGAUUAAACUAUCGAUGAAUUAAACUAAAUUAUUUAAUAAUAAUAAUUAUUAUGA
This is a messenger RNA of Paramecium tetraurelia, 573 nucleotides long. RefSeq lists its product as uncharacterized. The transcript has 3 exons. NCBI's taxonomy places the organism in Eukaryota, Ciliophora, Oligohymenophorea, Peniculida, Parameciidae. The record is from RefSeq and is a predicted model, not a curated record.